AAGUAGGAGGUGGCGGGGAACCUGCGAUUCUGGGGGGCAGGCUGGAGGCUUUCAGGGCCCCCGGGCUGGAGCGGAGCGGCGACUCAGGAUGUCCUGCGCUCCGUCUGGGGCCAGCUUGGGUGCAGGAAGAGCCGAGCCCUCGAAGCCACCCAGCAGGCCUGCGGGAUCGAGGCUCUCCCGUCGGGCGGAGCCCGCGGGCGCUGGCAGAAGUUGCGUGCGGUGCCUUAGUCGUCGGCCGCCUCGGACGAGGGGUGAAAUGGGGCAUUUGAGUCCGUACCCUAUAGUUAUUUUACGUAUUUUGUUGGCCCUGUGGGGUUCCAGCGUGCCUCCAGGGGACAGUGCAGUGGACAGUCUUCGGUCGCUUCUUCGCUUCCUCUGUUUUCUUGUCCCCGGGACCCUCCCUGCUACCUCUGCACUUAGUGUCGUGCGACAUCACGUUUUCUAAAACAGCGCCAUCUCCUAAGCCUCUGGCCCUUGGCGACUUUGGGUAGAAGUUCCAGCUUCCUGGAACUGGCUCUCUUUCCCACGGAGAGACUCGUAAAUAUAGAAACAGACGAAUCAACAGCUAGCGGGAGGUCGAAGGAAUGUGUGCUUCCCACGGAGAGGCGAGUUCUCCAGCGAGCCCUCCUAGAAGUGAACCGGGGGCUAGGUUUCAAGUCCGUUGUAGCCUACUGUUAGCCUCUGGUGGUUGCUGUGGAUCAGGCUUAGGAACCCCGGACACGAAAAAGCAGACUGCAGCCUUGCUGUGUGCAGCCCACGAGUCAGGCGUGGACCCAGCCUGGGGUUCCGAGAGGCCCCAGCGCCGCAGCAGCCGGCCCGCGAGUGGUGCUGCCUGAGGAGUUGCAAAGCAGGGUCCCCGUGGAAUGUUUGCCACAACUGCUCCUGGGUAGCUGCCCGGACAGACCGGUUAGAGACUGCUGACGUCAGCCGUGGAAGGACUUGUGUGUUCGGCCUCUGGUCCCUCUAUUUUGUCUCCCGCUCCCUGUGGGCUAGAGUCAGAGACCAGGUUGAGGGGUGAAAGGGGAAGAGAUGGCCCUGGACCUGGGCUGGGGUGAGGAGGGAAGAGCAGCAGUGAUGCGGUCACACCCAGAGCCUGGGAGGCCCUCAAUGCCAAGUGUGCAGAGUGGGCAGCUGAGGAUCGAGUGGCCUCAGAAUAUAGAUACAAGUGCAGGGAGGCCAUCAGGAGUGGCUCCUUGGUAGGAAGUAGUUUUAAAUAUUGCCUUAUUUAUUUGAAAGGAAAAGAAUGAAUGAUCUCCUUUCCACUGGCUCACUUCUCAAAUGGCUACAACAGCUGGGGCUGGGCCAGGCAAAGGCAGGAGCCUUGGAACUCCAUCUGGGUAUCCUGCAGGGGUGGCAGGGGCCCAAGCACGUGGACCAUCUUCCGCUGCCCUCCCGGGCACAUUAGCAGGGAGCUGGAUGGGCAGUGGAGUGGCCAGAACUCAAACCAGCACUCCCAGGUGGGAUGCCAGCAUUGCAAGUGGUGGCUUAACUGGCUGCCCCGCAGCGCUGACCCCAGAAAGUACUUUGCAGGGAGACUGAAAACAAAGGCACGGAUAAGGCUGAAUAGAUACUUGCUGAGUAUCAGUUGAGAGCUGGGACCUUGGAGUUCUGAAGGGAAAUUGGAUAGGUGCUGGCCCCUGCUGUACUCAGCGCAGCCACUGACUGGGGUGGGGGGGGAAUCUGUGAUGGGCUCAGCCUUCACCCACCGUGAGAAUUAGCCGAGGAAGUGAGUUUGGCAUCCUAGGGCCUAGCAGUUAAGACAGCUGUGCUCCACAUAGGGGUGCCUCUGGUUUGCUUCCCACUUCUGGCUUUUGCUAAAGCACAUCCUGGGAUGGUCGGAAUAAGUAGGUUCCUGCCCCCCAGGAGAGAGACCUGGACUGUGCUCCUGCUUCUGCCCUGGCCCGGCCCCGGCCGUUGUGGGCAUCUGGGGAGUGAACCCGCAGAUGGGAGCUCCGGCUCGCCAUCUCUAAAUAAAUAAAUAAAUAAAUAAAUAAAUACAGUACGGACGCCUCCCACGGGACCGCCUUGUUUGUGGGGUGGAGCUGCAGUGUUGUGGAGGAGCCACUUUAUCAAAGGGAUUUUAAAAAAUGAAGACAGCUGUGUGAUUAAAAAGUUUAUUUUCAUCUACUUGAAGGGCAGAGCAACAGAGAGAGGGUGAGAGAGAGAGAUCCUGCAUCCCCUGGCUUACCCCCCAGAUGCCCACAGCAGCCACUCCCCAAAGGGCUGGGCCAGGCCGAAGCCCGGAGCCUAGCACGGCGUUGUGUCCUGGUCUCCCACGUGGGUGGCGUCCCCUCCGGCCGUCCUCGGCUGCCUCCUAGGAUGCACGCGAGCAGGAGACUGCGUUGAUCCAAGGUGAAGAGACGGGACCGGAGCUGGCCGCGGGACACGCAGGCUGAGCCGGGAUGCCUGCCCUCGAGAGGACGGGCCGGACUGCACCCUGAAGCAUGGGCCAUAGCAGAGAGUUGGAUCAGAAGUGGAGCAGCUGGACUCAAACUAGCGCCCCUGUGGGAUGCCGGUGCCACAGGUGAUGGCUUAACCCACUGCGCCACAGCGCCGGUCCCUAGGAAGGUCCUGAAGUGCGAGUGGAGUGGUCAGCAUUAGCGAGUGGAUGUUGUAUCCUGAGUUGUUCACGGGGAGCCUGCGUCUCCGGCCGUGGUCGCACAGCUGCUCAGAGUCUGUUCUGCGCCUGUUAACCCUGCUCAGCACUCAGGGCGCGUGGAGGUGGGAGAGAGGGCAGGCCGGCUCGUCACAGCGUCCGACGCGGGGCAGUGGAAGACCCACAGCAUCACCUGGCCUGGUCCUGCUGAGGCAGCCGCAGGCUGGGCUUGACAUGCUGUUAAGUCUAGAGCAGGCUGGCUUCCAAGUAGAGAAUUUCGCGUGGCCCGUGGGUGGUGUUAUAAAGAUCCAAAUGGCCCCUGGAAGAAAGGCGGGUCCCUGCCCCUGGUCUACGGUAAGAUGGCGUGCGUGGUGUGAGUAUAGCCUGUGUCUGUUUGGGUUUACAUCCCAGCUUUCUGCUCGCUGCCUGUGACACCCUGGGCAAGUUGCUUGAUCUCGCUGAGCCUCGGCCCCCUCCCCCGUCACGAGGGAGCGAUUACGCCCACCUCCCAGGGUUGUUAGGGGGCUCAAUGAGCUGUACCUGGUGUCGAGCAAUUGCCCGCCACCUGGAAGCGAUUGUCAUAGCCCUCCCCGGUCCCCGGGCUGUGGCUGUGCACCUGCGUCCCGUUCUGCAGCCCAGUGGUCCCCAGGACGCAUACGGCUGGGUUUGCUUCAUUACGAGUGACGGUACAGGUGCCGAAAGGCGGCUUGAAAACCUACGUUGUUCCUACGGUGGCCCGGGAACAAGGCUCGGACCUGUGCCUGCUGCAGAGGAGGCGUGGUUUAUUCUCACCAGGUGGCAGAAGAAGAGGAAGAAGGCAGUGGGGAGGGGCGGGGUCUUCGUUACCUAGGCCCGAGAUGCGCUCAGACCUUUGUGGGGGUUGGUGAUGACUAACAUGCCCUCUUGGGCUCCGUCCUGAGCCUGGGGAUAGCAGAGGGGGCAUGGCCAGCACAGAGAGACCCCCAACACCACUGCACACACUUCGGGGCUGAGAGCUAAUGGGGCCCCUGUCCAUCUCUUUUCCAGGUGACAGCAGCAUGGCUGUGCCCCAGAUCACCCCACUUGGCUCCCUCCAGGAGCCUGCAGGUGCCCCGAUGCAGUCCCAGCCCUGCCCUCGGAGCUUGGCUGAGGGCUUCCUGGAGGAGGAGCUUCGGCUCAAUGCUGAGCUGAGCCAGCUGCAGUUUUCGGAGCCCGUGGGCAUCAUCUACAAUCCCGUGGAGUACGCGUGGGAGCCACAUCGGAGCUAUGUGACUCGCUACUGCCAGGGCCCCAAGGAAGUGCUCUUCCUGGGCAUGAACCCGGGGCCUUUUGGCAUGGCCCAGACUGGGGUACCCUUCGGGGAAGUGAGCGUGGUCCGGGACUGGCUGGGCGUUGGGGGGCCUGUGCUGAGCCCGCCCCAGGAGCACCCUAAGCGCCCCGUGCUGGGACUGGAGUGCCCGCAGUCAGAGGUGAGCGGCGCCCGGUUCUGGGGUUUUUUCCGGAACCUCUGCGGACAGCCCGAGGUCUUCUUCCGUCACUGUUUCGUCCACAACCUGUGCCCCCUGCUCUUCCUGGCUCCCAGCGGGCGCAACCUCACCCCCGCCGAGCUGCCCGCCAAGCAGCGCGAACAGCUUCUCGGCAUCUGCGACGGGGCCCUCUGCCGGCAGGUGCAGCUGCUGGGGGUGCGGCUGGUGGUGGGGGUGGGGCGGCUGGCGGAGCAGCGGGCGCGCCGGGCCCUGGCCGGCCUGACGCCAGAGGUCCAGGUGGAGGGGCUCCUGCACCCCUCUCCCCGUAACCCGCAGGCCAACAAGGGCUGGGAGGCAGUGGCCAGGGAGAGGCUCAGGGAGUUGGGGCUGCUGCCACUGCUGAGUGCGUGAGUGCCCUCGGGGCCUGGCGUGGGAUGCGUUCGAGGUCCCCGGGUGGCUUUUGUACCCGCAGGAGGCUGGCUGCACUUGGGCCCGGAGCGGCACAGUCUUCUGCACUUCCUGUUGCCCGCACACGGGUCCCUUGGACUCUUGAACCGCUGCUGCCGUGCGGCGGGCGUUUCGACACUACACUCUCCACGUGCCCGAUUCACUUCCCGUGAGCGCUGCCUCUGUCUCUGGCCUCGCCCCUCGCAGGGAGCCCGCCCGCUCUGCGUGGCGCCUGCAGACUACCUCCUCGUUGCCUGGGCGUCCUCUGCCAGCGGUGACGCCCAAGGUGGCAUUUGCUCCCUCCUCACCAGGACAGGACAAGGCACGGGAUGCUGAGGGCCUGGGUUGGAGGGAGAAUUCAUCGUGGGGACAGGGUGGGAAAGUCAGAAGACUUGGGGUUCCCUCCCAGCUUUGGGACCUCGGGAACUUGAUCACGGACAAAUGGAUGAAACUCUGCACGCCUCAGGAGCCUCGCCCGUAAUGGAGGGGAUGCUGCCUCCUGGGCGGGCCUGAGGCUUAACCUGGCACAGGCUGGCACGCGGCGGGGGGCGGGGGGCUCGCUGCCCUGCACCCCCUGAGAAGCCCCUGUCCGCCCCCAAGACCCUGGGUGAGGGCCAGGGGCUCGCUCUGCCAGACGGGGCCCAGUGAGUUGAUGACAUCUCAGCCUGUGAUACUUCUUCGAAGCAUUAAAAGCUCCUAAACUC
Oryctolagus cuniculus (rabbit) is the source of this 5192-nucleotide messenger RNA. NCBI's taxonomy places the organism in Eukaryota, Metazoa, Chordata, Mammalia, Lagomorpha, Leporidae. The record is from RefSeq and is a predicted model, not a curated record.